AUUAGUUUAAUCAAAUACCAAUUGUUGCCUCCGAUUGGCGGUCUUCUGGCUGCUGCAGCUAGUAUUUUUUUUGACCGAAAAGUGCUUAUUUGCUUAUUCAGCGAAUAACGCCGGCGCACAAAAGCGACAGAGAACGUUCGCGAGCGAGCGAGAGAGAGCACACAGCACACGCACACCCAAGGAAGAUCCUCCUGCGUCCUGCAACCUGCACCAACACUAACAGAGCCAUGAUCAUCGAGAGAAACCGGAGGAGCCAAUUGGCCCUCCUCCUGGUCGUCGUUCUGGCCGCCAUCGCUGGCCAGACGGACGGACAGAAGGCAGCAAACUUAAAGGUCAACCAACCAACUUGCAGUGGCAAGGAUAAGUGCAGCACCUGCAUCCAGACCGAGUCCUGUGCCUGGUGCAUGCAGCCGGGCUUCAAGGGCCAGUCGCGCUGCUUCCAGCGUGGUUCCAAUCUGUGUCCGGAUGAGUUCAUCAGCGACCCGAGAUCCGAAGCGCAGAUUCUAUUAAACAAGAACCUAACGCUGGCCAGCACAGGUAGUGCGGCGGGAGGAGCAGGUGGUGGUGCACAAAUCUCUGGCGGGAGCUCGAGCUCCUAUCAAGCGUCCUCAUCCUCAUCCUCAUCCUCGUCCAGCUUUUAUGGCUCGCAAUAUUCCGCUGGCAUGUCGUCCAGCUCCGGCGAAAUUGUUCAAAUCAUGCCCCAGUCCGUGAGUCUGAAGUUACGCGUCAAUGAGAAACACAACCUCAAGGUGAGUUACUCCCAGGCGGGGGGAUAUCCGGUGGAUCUCUACUACUUGAUGGACCUUUCCAAAUCCAUGGAGGACGACAAGGAGAAGCUCUCCACGCUGGGCGACGAACUGUCCAAGACCAUGACGAGCAUAACCUCGAAUUUCCAAAUCGGUUUUGGUUCGUUUGUGGACAAGGUGCUCAUGCCCUAUGUCUCGACCAUUAAGAAAAACCUGAAUGAGCCGUGCGAAAAUUGCAGUGCUCCUUAUGGCUACCAAAAUGCCAUGGCCUUAAGUACGGACACAUAUAAAUUCUCUCGAGAGGUGAAGAGUGCCAAAGUAUCGGGCAAUCUGGAUGCUCCCGAAGGUGGCUUCGAUGCCAUUAUGCAGGCCAUUGCCUGCCGACAGCAGAUCGGUUGGCGUGAACAGGCCCGUCGCCUGCUCGUCUUCUCCACGGACGCAGGAUUCCAUUAUGCUGGCGAUGGCAAACUGGGUGGCGUGAUUGCCCCGAACGACGGAGAGUGCCAUUUGAGUCCGUCUGGCGACUACACGCACUCGACGGAGCAGGACUAUCCCAGCAUUUCGCAAAUAAACCAGAAGGUCAAGGACAAUGCCAUCAAUAUUAUUUUUGCGGUGACCGCCAGUCAGCAUUCCGUGUAUGAGAAGUUGGUGCGCCAAAUCCAGGGCUCCUCGGCGGCCAUACUCUCCAGCGAUUCAUCCAACGUGGUCGAUUUGGUCAAGGGAGAAUACGACAAAAUCUCUUCUUCAGUGGAGAUGAAGGACAACGCCGGUGGGGAUGUGAAAAUCACUUACUUCUCGUCCUGCCUGAACGGCGGUCCUGAAGUGCAGACUACCAAGUGCGACAACUUGACCGCGGGCCAGCAGGUGAGCUUCACGGCCCAGAUCCAGGUGCUCAAAUGCCCCGAGAAUCCGAAAGACUGGAAACAGACCAUCAACAUCUCGCCCGUGGGCAUCAAUGAGACCAUGCAGAUCCAUCUGGAGAUGCUCUGCGCGUGUGACUGUGAAAAGAAAGGCACAGCUGGCUAUGAGGAGCAUUCGAAGAGCUGCAGUACGCAUGGCACCUCCAUGUGCGGCAUCUGCGAUUGUGAUGAUAAUCAUUUUGGCAACAUCUGCGAGUGCUCGGCAACAGAUGUGAAUUCGACAAACGGCAGCGACGCCAGUUGCCGAGCGGAUAGCAACUCGACGACGGAUUGCUCUGGUCGGGGUAAUUGCGUUUGUGGCGCCUGCGAGUGCUUCAAACGAACCAAUCCCGAGGAGGUGAUUUCCGGACGACUCUGCGAAUGCGACAACUUCAGCUGCGAACGGAACAAGAACCAGUUGUGCUCGGGUCCGGAUCACGGCACCUGCGACUGCGGCAGUUGCGUGUGCAAGGAGGGCUGGACCGGCAGCAGUUGCGCCUGCCAGGCCUCCAAUGCUACCUGCAUGCCACCCGGCAGCGACGAGAUCUGCUCCGGCCAUGGUACUUGCGAAUGUGGUGUCUGCAAGUGUACGGUUAACGAACAGGGACGCUUUUCCGGCCGCCAUUGCGAGAAGUGUCCAACUUGCUCUGGACGGUGCCAGGAGCUGAAGGACUGCGUCCAGUGCCAGAUGUAUAAGACGGGCGUGCUGAAGAACGGCAAUGAUUGUGCCAAUAAUUGCACUAGCUUUACUCCCUUCGGCGUGGAGAAGGUGGAGAUCGACGAGCACAAGGACGAGCAGAUGUGCACCUUCUUUGACGAGGACGACUGCAAGUUUAUGUUCAAGUACAGCGAGCAAGGUAAUCUAGUCGUCCAUGCCCAGGAGGAAAAGGAGUGCCCGCCUAAGGUCUUCAUGCUUGGCAUUGUUCUGGGCGUAAUUGCCGCCAUUGUGCUAGUGGGUCUGGCUAUUCUUCUGCUCUGGAAGCUGCUAACAACGAUCCACGAUCGCCGGGAAUUUGCGCGGUUCGAAAAGGAGCGCAUGAACGCCAAAUGGGAUACGGGCGAGAAUCCCAUAUAUAAGCAGGCCACAUCCACCUUCAAGAACCCCAUGUAUGCGGGCAAAUAAAUCCGAUAUGUAACAUUAGAUUAGGGAAA
Messenger RNA from Drosophila rhopaloa, 2797 nucleotides. It is a transcript of the gene mys, whose product is annotated as integrin beta-PS. Gene Ontology annotation, molecular function: integrin binding. The record is from RefSeq and is a predicted model, not a curated record. Bases 228 to 2768 code for a protein of 846 amino acids. Gene Ontology annotation, cellular component: cell surface; focal adhesion; integrin complex. The transcript has 7 exons. Lineage: Eukaryota; Metazoa; Arthropoda; Insecta; Diptera; Drosophilidae. Gene Ontology annotation, biological process: integrin-mediated signaling pathway; cell migration; cell adhesion mediated by integrin.